AUGCUGACCACUCUGAUCCCGCUCAGCUACUCGAAGAUCGAGAAGGUUGGUGAGUGUACCUAUGGUGUGGUCUACAAGGCGAAGGAUGUCACGACCGGCCAAGUUGUGGCGCUGAAGAAGAUCAGGCUCGAGGCGGAGGACGAGGGCGUCCCAAGUACGGCCAUUCGGGAGAUCAGCUUGUUGAAAGAAUUGAAGGACGAGAAUGUGGUCAGGCUCUUGGAUAUCGUCCACGCAGAUGCGAAGCUCUAUCUCGUAUUCGAGUUCCUCGACGUGGAUCUCAAGAGGUACAUGGAGCAUGCGAACAAGGUUGGCAGUCCCAUUACUCCCGACAUAGUCAAGAAAUUUACCUAUCAACUCAACUCUGGUCUUCUAUACUGCCAUUCGCACCGCAUCUUGCAUCGCGAUCUCAAACCGCAAAAUCUGCUGAUUGACAAAUAUGACAACCUCAAACUAGCAGAUUUCGGUCUUGCGAGGGCGUUCGGCAUUCCGAUGAGGACGUACACGCACGAGGUCGUAACGCUUUGGUACCGUGCACCGGAAGUGCUGCUGGGCUCGCGCCACUACUCGACAGCUAUCGAUAUGUGGUCAGUUGGCUGCAUCUUCGCUGAGAUGGUGAUGAGAGGGCACCCGCUCUUCCCUGGCGACUCCGAGAUCGACCAGAUUUUCAAGAUUUUCAGGGUCCUUGGGACGCCGAGCGAAGAGAUCUGGCCAGGCGUCAGCCAGUUGCCGGACUACAAGCCGACGUUCCCCCACUGGUCGCCACAAGACCUUUCCGACCAUGUGCCGUUGUUGGACGAAGGCGGACUCGACCUCCUGAGGGCCAUGUUGACUUACGACACCAGCAAACGUAUCUCAGCGAAGCGGGCGCGGGUGCACCCCUACUUCGAGGAGCUGAAGCUAUGA
Rhodofomes roseus is the source of this 903-nucleotide messenger RNA. Its product is annotated as Pkinase-domain-containing protein. Gene Ontology annotation, molecular function: cyclin binding; cyclin-dependent protein serine/threonine kinase activity; ATP binding. The transcript has 7 exons. The record is from RefSeq and is a predicted model, not a curated record. Gene Ontology annotation, cellular component: nucleus; cytoplasm; cyclin-dependent protein kinase holoenzyme complex. NCBI's taxonomy places the organism in Eukaryota, Fungi, Basidiomycota, Agaricomycetes, Polyporales, Fomitopsidaceae. Bases 1 to 903 code for a protein of 300 amino acids. Gene Ontology annotation, biological process: regulation of G2/M transition of mitotic cell cycle; signal transduction; protein phosphorylation.